UCCUUCACGCCCAUCAUUCCUAUUUCGAUUACUACAGUCGCCGGUCAUAACGAACUGACAAACCAUGCUUGCAACAACCUAGUUUUGAAUCAAACCUGUUCGUGGAGAUUGAGGCAGAUUCCACCUGUCAAUACUUCUGUUGUUUGACGUGGACGUUCCCAAGAUGCCUCGCAAAAUCGCCAUCAUCGGCGCCGGCAUCGCUGGACUAGCCUCUGCCAUUUCUCUCUCCAAUGAACUCACGCCAAAGGUAUCCGGCCUCGAGAUCAUAGUUUACGAGCGGUCAAAGGAGCUAUCCACCGCAGGAGGCGCCAUCAGUCUGACUCCCAUCGCGCAGCGCCAUCUCGAUGACCUCGGCGUCCUAUCGAAGCUCAAUCAGAUGGGGCCCGAGGCAGGCGUGGAAGUCGACACCAUCGACCUUUUUGCCCUCAACUCGGGCCGUCAUUUGGGCCCGCUGCGAGUCACAGCCUCCAAAGACGCUGGGUGCGACAACUUCAAGGGCCGUCGGGUGAAGCGCAUCAGUCUGGCGCUCGCCAUGGUCGCCGCCAUCGAGGACUUACCGAAUGUGUCGAUUCUCUACGGGAAGAAACUCACCGGAGGGGACACGACAGACGACGGCGUGACACUGACCUUCGACGACGGCACGUCAGCGAGCGCGGAUCUGGCGCUGGGCUGCGACGGGGUACACUCGCCGACGCGCACGCGGAUCGUCGACCCCGGCAACGAGUCAAAGUACUCUGGAGUCUCGUUCGUCCAGAGUAUAACCAGCGCCGUGGACGCAUCGCACCCCACCCGCUCGGAGACCACAUCCCUGCACAUCGGUCGUCACGGGUCCAUUCUGACCAGCUUCUGCGACCCCAACCGGGAGAAGCUCUUCGUUGCGGCCGUGCUCAAAGUGAACGAGCUCCUCAUUGAGAGGUACUAUGCCGCGUUGGAGGGGGAUGCCGCUGCACAGAACAGUAUGAAGAUGUCUCUGCGGUAUCUGGUGCGCAAUCAGUCGAACAACUCUCGUGUCCCGACUCUCCGGAAGAUGGUCGAUCACGCGGAAGACUGGGACUUGUGUCCUGUGUAUCAGGUGCGACCGGGCCGGCCGUGGCACCGUGGACGCAUCAUGCUGCUAGGUGAUGCGGCACACGCGAUGCCCCCGCGCGAUGAGUCCACGACCCACGCCCUCGAAGACGCCAUCAUCUUCUCACGCACACUUUCCCACAACGUAGGCCAACCCAUCGCCAACUCAUUCCAAGAAUUCGAGUGCGAGCGCCGCGCAUUCAUCGACAACGCCUUCGACGAGUCCUUCCACCUCUGGCAGCGCAACCAGGACCUCGCCGCGUCCCUCAACUACCUCAAAGACCCAAUGUCACCAGUUUCGCGACCCGCGUCGCCCGAUGUGAACGUUGAUCGAAUCCCGCCGCUUUCGGUUCCGAUGCCGAUGAAUGAUAGUUUCUCUGAUCUGUCUGUUUGCUCGCUUACGCAGGAGUAUCUCGGGAGUCAUGGGAUCAUAUAGAUUGUUUAUGGCUGAUGCAUGAUGCGUUGUAGGAGUUUGUGUACUUUACCUUUUCUAGUGGGACUUGGCUUAGUUUUUUGUCAUGGCUCGGCGUUUCUGGUUAGGUUAACGGUCAUGAACGGUCAUGAGUGGCAUGAGUUACGAGAUAGAUCAAGAUACUAGUUUUCAUACACGAUACGAGAUUGAUUAUAACCUCACUUGUUGAUCUAUAUCCAGACUACGUUCCACUGUAUGCUAUGUCUACUGCCGAAAGCGUAUAAUCAUCGGAAUGACGACAAGACAGAAAGAGACAGGAGAGGAAGUUUGAAAACGAGGGCCCGGGAGGGGGGGAUUUU
This is a messenger RNA of Aspergillus candidus, 1836 nucleotides long. Its product is annotated as FAD-dependent oxidoreductase. Gene Ontology annotation, molecular function: FAD binding; monooxygenase activity. The record is from RefSeq and is a predicted model, not a curated record. The coding region runs from base 164 to 1501 and encodes 445 amino acids. The transcript is spliced from 2 exons. NCBI's taxonomy places the organism in Eukaryota, Fungi, Ascomycota, Eurotiomycetes, Eurotiales, Aspergillaceae.